GCUGAUUUGACUCUGCGAUUGUUCAAUUCCACGAGAUCUGCGACUUGCGUUUAAUGUAGAACGGCCUUUGAGAUCCACUUUUGUGAAUAUGGCGCUAAAACCAGCUGCUGAAACCGUCGUAAGAAACUACAAUAGGCAGCUCUCAGGUUUCUCUUUGCUAAAUAUCUUUCUCGCGAAUUGCACAUGUGACUGGACGCGUAACAAACAACGAAUUCAAGCAACAUUGUUCAAUACCAGUGUUAUUAGCGUUUGAUAACAUUAAUAUGUCCGCCCUUCAAAAGUCAAUUUUAAAAUCCAGAUUGCCACCGUCAACUGUAAACUUCCCCGCGUUGAAUUCCAGACUUAAUAAAUCAAGAGGAUUCCAGCGAAAAAGAGAUUAUGAUCCAGUGCAGUGGAAUCUAUAUUUUGAUUAUACGAAAGAUGUGGUUGUUGGAAAAAAUACUUUUCACGUUUAUAUCAAAGGCACUGAAGGACCAUUGUUAGUUUUAUUACAUGGUGGUGGUUACAGUGGGCUCACAUGGGCAGAACUUACAAAGUCAAUCAUGACUAUGAUUUUAUGUAGAGUAAUGGCUAUUGAUCUCAGAGGUCAUGGAGAUACUCAUACUACAGAUGACGAUGAUUUAUCUGCUGAUACUUUAGCAUCGGAUGUUGAAGCAAUUAUAGGUGCAACAGUUGAGCUUAAUACUCCAAUAAUUCUCUUUGGUCACAGCAUGGGUGGUGCUGUAGCUGUAAAAGCAGCUCCACUAAUUCCAAAUUUGUGUGGCUUAGGUGUUAUAGAUGUUGUUGAAGGUACAGCGAUGGAUGCAUUGGCAUCCAUGCAAAGUUUUUUGAGAUCCAGACCAUCUGGUUUUAGCACCAUAUCUCAGGCUAUAGAAUGGUGCGUUCGUAGUGGACAGAUUCGUAAUAUACAAUCCGCAAAAGUUUCAGUUCCUGGACAGAUAAAGAACAUUGAAACUAGCAAAUUAGCAACUCAUGAUAUUGAUUCUCAAUACAACAAUACAUGUGAAUCUAAUCCAGCUCCUGUUAUACCACGAGAUGAUGUUAUCCAAGAAGAAGAAUCCCUCACCAUGCCACCGCCCCCACCUGCAUCAUCCGCUGCUUCUACUAAUAGAAAGUAUGUUUGGAGAAUAGAUUUGGCAAAAACGGAACAGCAUUGGUUCGGCUGGUUUAAGGGAUUGUCGACAGCAUUCCUAAAUGUAUCGGUUCCAAAAAUGUUGUUGUUAGCUGGAGUCGACAGAUUAGAUCGUGAACUUACCGUAGGACAAAUGCAAGGUAAAUUUCAAAUGCAAGUAUUACCCGCUUGCGGACAUGCCGUUCACGAAGAUGUCCCGGAUAAAGUAGCAGAAGCUAUUGCUACGUUUAUGGUCAGGCAUAAGUUUGCAGAACCAGCAUCAGAUUUUCCACGGACUUUUCCAGCUUGUUAAACAAAAGUAAAAACUACUUUUAAUGUUGUAAACUUAUGGAAUAUAAUGUAAAAGAAAUUCUUAAGUUUAGUAAUAUAAUUAUUUAUUUCUCCAGUUACAACCACAUUAAAUA
Molecule: messenger RNA, 1536 nt
Organism: Pseudomyrmex gracilis
Lineage: Eukaryota; Metazoa; Arthropoda; Insecta; Hymenoptera; Formicidae
Product: protein phosphatase methylesterase 1
Exons: 9
Coding region: 264-1424 (386 amino acids)
Biological process (GO): protein demethylation
Molecular function (GO): protein methylesterase activity
Source: RefSeq, a predicted model, not a curated record